Daldinia loculata is the source of this 1525-nucleotide messenger RNA. Its product is annotated as ribosomal protein S5 domain 2-like protein. Gene Ontology annotation, biological process: U4 snRNA 3'-end processing; U5 snRNA 3'-end processing; U1 snRNA 3'-end processing. The transcript has a single exon. Gene Ontology annotation, cellular component: nuclear exosome (RNase complex); cytoplasmic exosome (RNase complex). Bases 187 to 1200 code for a protein of 337 amino acids. The record is from RefSeq and is a predicted model, not a curated record. Lineage: Eukaryota; Fungi; Ascomycota; Sordariomycetes; Xylariales; Hypoxylaceae.
GGACUAACCAUCAUUGAUUGGCUAUGACUUCAUUUGCCCCAUUCUUUAAACCAGGGCCCCGCAAGGCUGGGUUGGAUCCAUCUCAAAUUUCAAACCUUCCGAACAUUUGCAAGGCAUUGGUGAAUUCCAAAUCGUCAGUUUUGGUCAAUUACUCUAGAGUCCGAGUCUAGCUCUCUAGCACAAAUUAUGGCCGCGUCUAAUUCCCUAACAUUGUCGAGCGCGACCUUUGCAAAGCUCUCCCCGCAUCCGUUCCUCCUCGCAAACCUCCAGCCUUCAGACUCGUCAACACCCUCCUCACGCACAAAUGGACGACAACCACGCCAGGCGCGCCCCUACAGCGUUAAUACUUCAUCCCUAUCACACGCGCACGGUAGUGCUGUAGUCCGCUCCGGUGACACAACAGUUAUCUGUGGUGUCCGCGGCGAGACCAUUCUCACCUCUCAGAUCCCCAAUUACCGUGCACCGCAAGCCGAUGAUGCUACGAUUGGUAACGAACUGCGAGACUACGAUCUGCUAGUACCGAAUGUUGAACUAGCAACUGGUUGCGCACCCAACUUCCUACCGGGUGUACCACCAACUACACUUGCACAGACCCUGAGCACACGCCUUUUCUCUCUGUUACAUAGCUCGAAGCUCCUAAGUGCGGAAGAUCUGCGAAUAUACCACGAUGGUUCCGAGAAACAAGGCAGAGGAGAUACUGAGGAAGAAGAGAUUGGUGAAAUAGCGAAGGAAGUCAAGGCAUAUUGGGUGCUAUACAUUGACGUACUAUUUAUUUCCUUCGACGGCAAUCCCUUCGACGUAGCUUGGGCGGCAAUAUUAGCUGCUCUACGAGAUACAAAGCUCCCCUACGCAUAUUGGGAUGUGGAUCGCGAGUUGGUACUAUGCACUCGGCCAACCGAAAAGGAACCGACCCCCUUAAGCAUACGAGGGCUACCAGUAGCCUGCACAGCGGUCGUAUUUACAGCAAGGGAGAGACAGAAGAAAGGGAGCGGACAGUACUGGAUCCUGGUAGACCCGGACAGGUUGGAGGAGAGUUUGUGCGAUGAGACAGUAACGAUGGUGGUUGAUAAUACUGAGGGAGAAGCAAAGGUCUUAACGAUAUCUAAGAGUGGUGGAACAGUUGUUGGACCUGCUCUCAUGAGAGAGUUUGCUACUGUAGCCGCGAUACGGUGGAAAGAGUUCCGUGCUGUCUUACAAUAGAAAUCACUUGAUACCCAAAAAUGUAGAAUAAAUACGAAACUGCUACGAGAACGCUGUGGACUAAGUGAUAGGAGACUACAAUUGCAUACUAGGCCUGCAAUUUCUAUCAUAGUAACUGAAUAAUUCUGUCGCAAAGACAGAAUUGAAAUGAGAUGUAUCAACCCUUCGAACCAUCCUAUCAGGCGAUAUUCCAGGACAGUAGAUACGGGACGACUAAUUGGUCUGCCCGCCCAUUCAAGUGAGCAGCCUACUGAAAGGCUACUCUAUUACCAGCAUCGUGGCGCUUCGGAGGAGCAGAACGCUGGAUACUGGCGAGCGGUGGUUG